AUUAUUCCCACUGCAACAGCAGAAGGGGGGAGAGAGAGGCUGUAGACAUCACACCACCCUGCCAAAGUUUCAUAAUUUUCCUACCCUUCUUUUCGGUUUUGCUUUCUCAGAAUCCAAACGCUACGCCUGUUAUUUACUGGAAGAAAACAGAGCAGCUUGGUGGGUUUUGUUAGAGAGAGAGAGAGUUGGACGUUGUUUUGAUGGGAGAAAUUAGAGAGAAAACGGGUGAGAAAGACGAUGGGUUGGGGUUAGGUUUGGGGUUGGGAUUAGGUUUGAGUUUGGGUUUGGGCUUCUUAGGGUGUGAUGGGAAUCGGAGUUCUGUGAAAGUGAGUCCCAUGCACAAUCCUUCACAGUUCGUGCAGAAACACAAGGGUUCUUGGAAUGAGAUGUUUCAGUUACCUGAUCGAAACCCAGAUGCGAGGUCGACGUUCCUGGGUGGAGUGGACGUGAACCAGUUGCCAUCGAUGGCGGACUGUGAGGAUGAAAAUGGGGUUUCUUCACCGAACAGUACGAUAUCGAGCAUCAGCGGAAAGAGGAGCGAGAGAUCAGAGCCAAACGGAGAAGAAAACGAGGCUGAGAGGGAUUCGUGCUCUCGCGAGAGCGACGAGGAAGAUGGCGGCGGCGACCCGUCAAGAAAGAAACUCAGGCUGUCAAAGGAGCAGUCUUUGGUUCUGGAGGAGACCUUCAAAGAGCACAAUACCUUGAAUCCGAAGCAAAAGCUGGGUUUGGCAAAGCAGCUGAAUCUGAGCCCCAGACAAGUGGAGGUGUGGUUUCAGAACAGGAGGGCAAGGACCAAAUUGAAGCAAACAGAGAUGGAUUACGAGUACUUGAAGAGGUGUUGUGAGAAUCUAACGGAGGAGAACAGGCGGCUUCAGAAGGAGGUGCAGGAGCUUAGAGCACUGAAACUCUCCCCGCAGUUUUACAUGCACAUGAACCCUCCCACCACCCUCACCAUGUGCCCUUCAUGUGAGCGUGUGGCCCCCUCCACGGCUGCCCCGAUUGGCCGGACCCGUCGCCUGGUGGUUCCCAAUGACGUCCAACGGCCCCCGUGGCCAACAUUACCGUAUGAUGCACCCGCUUCACGAUCGUGAUUCCUUACUUGAGUAAAGGGCAUUGUGGUGAAGCUAAGGAAUCGAUGCAAGGGCAGUGAAUUACUAUUAGGAUAUGAUCUGGUCAACUCAUCAAGAAUUGGGCAUGUGAACAUAUCCAAUUUUGUCAAGUCAAGAUAUAGAGCAAAAAGAAAAGAUUCCAAAAGGUGGGCAAAGAUAAGAUAAGAGAAAUUUUUGGUCAUGCAUGUGUCAAGUGGGAUGACAACUCCCACCCCAUGGAAGAUGAUCAAGGUGCUAGAAUGAUUUUAGUGGCAACAAUGAGAUUCUGAAACGUUAUUUUUUCUUUUCUUUUUAAUUAUUAUUGUCACUUGAUUAUAUAUGAAGAUUUAUACGAGGAUAAUAUAAUUCUCUCUCAAAUGUUUUUAGAAAUGUCACUAAAAAAUUAAU
Juglans regia (Persian walnut) is the source of this 1496-nucleotide messenger RNA. RefSeq names its product homeobox-leucine zipper protein ATHB-4-like. Lineage: Eukaryota; Viridiplantae; Streptophyta; Magnoliopsida; Fagales; Juglandaceae. The record is from RefSeq and is a predicted model, not a curated record. Gene Ontology annotation, cellular component: nucleus. The transcript is spliced from 4 exons. Gene Ontology annotation, molecular function: sequence-specific DNA binding; DNA-binding transcription factor activity, RNA polymerase II-specific. Gene Ontology annotation, biological process: regulation of DNA-templated transcription. The coding region runs from base 201 to 1091 and encodes 296 amino acids.